CCUCCCUCGCUGGUGAGCGGAACCAAGCGGGGGGGAGGACCGCGAGGCGCGCGCUGGGCUCUCCCGCUCCGCCUGCAGCUGCUCUCCCCGGUGGCCCGCGGCCACCCCUCCGGAGGGCUCGGGGCAAGGGAACUUGACGAGCCCGCCUUUGAGCUGAAGGCGGGAAAAUGGCGGACUCCUCGGGGCGCGGCUCUGGGUUGCCUUCUGCAGGGGACCCCAGUACUCCUAGUGGCCCCAAGCCGAAAGGAAAGCAAACACAAGGUGGAAAAAUGGUCGAAUCCCGAUACCUGCAGUAUGAGAAGAAACCCACUAAAAAGGCUCCUGCAGCAGAUGUUUUAAAGACCAGCGGGAAGAUCCCUGAAGGCGGAAGGAAACCCAGCUCCCUCCAGAAGAGCAAAGAAAGCAGUGGGAUCUUCGACAAAGGCGACCUGCAGUCCACGUUGCUGGAAGGACACGGCACCGCCCCGCCGCACCUGGAUCUCUCAGCCAUCAAUGACAAGAGUAUGCUCAGAAAGACUCCACAAUUAGAAAAAAAAGUCUCAAAGAAAACCGAGUCGACAUCAUUUUCUGCCUCACAGGAAAAGGACCCAGAUCUCUCCGAAUUGAUGGAAUCCCAAACAUUACUCCUGACUCUACUGACCGUGAAGAUGGAGAACAGCCUCGCAGCAUUUGAAGAAGAGGCAGAAAGGAAUUUAGUAACGAUGUGCCAAGAGAAGAAGCAGCUCCUGAAAAAGGCCCACGAGCUAAAGCGCAGACUUCUCCUCUGUCAGAAGAAGCGGGAGCUGGUGGAUGUCCUCAACCCCCAGAUUGAGAUGCUCAGCCCCUACGCGGCUGUGUCUGAAAGCUUCAAGGAGCAGUACAAGGCACUCGCAAAGGCCCUGGACACCACGAGGCAUGAGCUGCCUGUGAGAUCAGUUCACCUGGACGGAGGCGCGCAGAAGUUCUUAGAUGAUUUGCAGCGGGAACUGACGACCACACACCAUCUGUUGGGAGAACUUGGGGUCUGCAGUUCAGAAGAAAACGGGAAAGUGCUAGAUCUGCUGGGUGAACUGAAGGAAAUGACCCAGAAGAAGGAUCUGGAGCUCCGAAGGGGAUUUCUAACCAUGGGGUUUCUUCCACGUGUUCCAGAAAGAAUCUUGUUUUCUUCUCCUUGACAAUGCUAAACAUACUUCCUGAGAUGACUAAAAUAUUUGAAAGGCGAUGAUGGAAAUCAAAUGCCACCCGCUGUGGAGUUAGCGUCUUCUGGCCCCAGGAUGAAAUCGGGAUACACCAGAGCGUUCUGGAUUGCAAAGGUCACAGGCUUGAGUGGUUAAACAGGCUCAUUUAACACCUGUGUCCCCACCACCAUGUACUUCGAGGGCGGGCUGGGAUAUGCCCCAUUCACAGUUCUUUUUAAAAACACAUAUUUUUAUUGAUUUCAGAAAGGAAGCGAGAGGGAGAGAUAGAAACAUCAAUGAUGAGAGAGAAUCAUUGGUCAGCUGCCUCCUGCACACCCCCUACUGGGGAUCGAGCCUACAACCUGGGCAUGUGCCCUGACUGGAAUCGAACCGUGACCUCUUGGUUCAUAGGUUAAUGCUCAACCACUGAGCCACACUUGUUUCUUGAACAAAUGAAUCUUUCCUUUCAUGCCUGCCUGGCCCUGUUCUUGGGGGCUUCCCUGUUUGAGUUCUGUUCAGACAGCUUGCUGACCCGCGCUUUCCCACGUGCUCGGGAAGAAUCUGCCUGGACCCGCUGCCUCUGCGCUGCCACCUUGGUGAAGGCAGAGGCGCCUUGGCUCCUUCCGGCCCUCGGGCGCGGGGUGGGGGGCGGCCGGGGGCAGAAAGCA
Molecule: messenger RNA, 1825 nt
Organism: Myotis lucifugus (little brown bat)
Lineage: Eukaryota; Metazoa; Chordata; Mammalia; Chiroptera; Vespertilionidae
Gene: HAUS8
Product: HAUS augmin like complex subunit 8
Exons: 11
Coding region: 168-1154 (328 amino acids)
Biological process (GO): centrosome cycle; spindle assembly
Cellular component (GO): cytoplasm; nuclear microtubule; centrosome
Molecular function (GO): microtubule binding
Source: RefSeq, a predicted model, not a curated record